Molecule: messenger RNA, 2382 nt
Organism: Cetraspora pellucida
Lineage: Eukaryota; Fungi; Glomeromycota; Glomeromycetes; Diversisporales; Gigasporaceae
Source: the annotation of a GenBank genome assembly
AUGUAUUUUGCAUGCUUUUAUCAACGUGACCUAUUUGAUUCUUAUGAUAAUGAUGAAAUAUUGGUCGAAGAAGAUAGUGAAACAUUAGAUGUUGAAAACAUUAUCCAAGGUAGUCUUGAAAAUAGAAGUUCUAGUUCUGCUGAAAAGGAAAACCGGCGAUUUUAUUCUUAUGGCUCCGAAAUUGCAAAAGUUCUUAAUGUAAUUAAAUGUGAAUAUUCAUAUUCAGAAGUGCAAUUUGAUUGGACCAUUACUGGAAAAUACAAUAGAUACGAUAAGGAACACUUAAUGACAUGGACAAUUGAUAGAGAAAUUGAUGGAAAUUGUCAUAAGCUAUUAGUAUCUAAAAAUGACUGUACACCAAUCAGUUUUAAUGGUGAUUAUCUAGGAUCUUAUUUACUACCUAAUGAUGAUUUAAUCGUGAUUGCAACAAAAUGCGUCGUAAUUUUUACUCUUGUUAACAAUGAAAUACAAAUUAUCUAUUAUGCUGGAAUAAUUUUAUUUGAGAAUAUUCUUCAACAACAUCCUAAAUUUCAACGAAGACUUAAACAAUAUAGUUCUCAUGAGCGGAAUGGUGUGAUAAAAAUGCCUAAAAGCACCUUUACACCAGAAAAUUUAUGGGAUGAUGGAUAUUUUAAACAUGUAUUGGAUUUCAUUGAUGAAGAGACGGAUCCAAACAUUGUGCAGCAUUUAGGAAAGAUGAUAACAAUGUACCUUGAUGAUAUUUAUACAUUUUCACAAUUUUCACCAUAUAUUGUGAAAUCAAUUGUGAAGUCUAAUGAUGAAAAAAGAAAAUAUAGAAAACAUGACAAUGAAAUGAUCGGUUUAAUUAUUGAUAAAUGUAUAAGUUAUUAUAAUGAAGAUAAUAGCCAAUUCGAAGUAUUAUGUGCUAUCACAAGCUCGAUUUCAGAACUUCAAAAAUUAUAUCCUUAUUAUGUUGCGCAAUUCUUCGUUUGUAAUUCUAUAUUUAGUCAUGCAGAUGAAACAAUUAAUUAUGUCCCUUAUCCACAUCUUGCCGGUGAUAUAGAUGAAUUACCUGAACCACAUGUCACCAAAUUUCUUAGAAAUGUUUAUGGAUAUAUUUGUAAUUACUUUAAUGUUAUUAUCAUAGGUAUUAUUGGGCUAAUAUUGUUAUUAUAUAUUGGAAUUCUUACUGCAAUUCUUUCUGGAGUUCGAACGGAUACAUUCAAAUUGUUUGUUAUAGUUGGAACGUUCUUUGUCACUGGGCCAAUAAUAUGUGUUAUAUUAUUUAUCAUCUUAUGGCAAUCAAUAAGAAAUAAAUUAGAUGAAAGAAAGAUUUUUUAUCCAGCAGUUAAACUACUCGUUCCUUUGCCUAAAUUUGCAACUUAUCCCACUGAAUAUAAUUUCUUCGCCGAAUUAUUAAAACCUGCUUCGAAUGAAUUUGUAAAAACGACAAAAAUACCCAUUAUUUACUCUGAUUGGAAUGGAGAAGCACUUUUGAACUUCAAGUGGAAUCGAUUUGCCAAAUAUUAUUAUUAUGUAAUUUGGAUAGUGUAUACCAUCUUUCUUUUAACCUUUACCCUUGCAUCAAGUCAACCAUUUAAUAAAAUCUCUUUAGAAAAUCAAAAAACACUAUUUUAUUGUUCUGUUAUUCUUGGGUUUCUUCAGCUAACAAUUGAAAUCCGCCAAUUUAUCUGGGAUUGGAAAGGUUACAUCGUCAGUACUUGGAAUUGGUUUGCAUUUAUUGUAUUUUCAUAUGCACAUGCGUUUUUUUUACUUUUGCAUCCGGCUGAAAAAUUUAAUCCAUCAAAACCAGUUUAUGACAAUGACGCAAAUAACCCUUGGAAUCUUGCAUAUACCUAUAAUCCUAUUAAUAAUGGAACUAUAAUUAUGAGUCCAUCGCUAAUUUUGCCGCCGAACUUAAAUACCAAUUUAUAUGAACAUUUUGGAACUUCACUAUUAGCCGUAUAUAAAUUAAUGACAGGUGAUACAAGUUCAUUGUCCUCCUGGGAAUAUCGCAAUAGUAUAGCUCUUGUUUUUUUAUGGAUAACAUUUUCACUCUUUACGGUUAUUUAUCUUUUAAAUCUAUUUAUUGGCUUAUUAAAUAUUGCCAUUGCGAGCAACAAUUCUAGAGUUUUAUUUUUACUUUUAAGAGCUGAACUGAUUGCUGAAAUUGAAUUAUUUUAUCUACUUCCUCAUCAGAGAAGAUGGGAUUUUUGGUUUCCAAAACGCAUUUUUUAUCAUGCACAUGUUAAUAAAUUAAAAAACAAGAUUUAUAAUAUUAAUGAUACUUACGAAGAUAGCCGAUAUAAGCCAAAUAUUCAAACUUAUCUAUUAGAACUUCUUCAUAUUGAUGCAAAUGAACUAAAUUUGACAAAACAAAAUAUUCAAAAAAUUGAUAAAUAUACACAAACUGACAAUUAA